Astyanax mexicanus (Mexican tetra) is the source of this 4259-nucleotide messenger RNA. It is a transcript of the gene icam3, whose product is annotated as intercellular adhesion molecule 3. The record is from RefSeq and is a predicted model, not a curated record. The transcript has 8 exons. Gene Ontology annotation, cellular component: membrane. Gene Ontology annotation, biological process: cell-cell adhesion. Gene Ontology annotation, molecular function: integrin binding. The coding region runs from base 185 to 2140 and encodes 651 amino acids. Lineage: Eukaryota; Metazoa; Chordata; Actinopteri; Characiformes; Acestrorhamphidae.
AGUCUCUCUCUCUCUCAUUCUCUCUCUCUCUCUCUUCCUCCUGCUGCUGCCUGGUAGGUAGUUCAGUAGUGAACAGGCAGGACUCAGAGACUCAGCUCCCAGCAUUCAGCUCUCAUUUAUAACUAUAGGCUCUGCUCAGCCUCAGCAUUUACCCUAAAUAAUCACCCACAGUUUACUGGAUCAAAUGUGCCAAAGGACUUUAUUUGGGAUUAGCCUCGGUUUGCUGUGCUUGUAUUUAGUCACAGGUACAAAUGCCAGCUCUAAUUUGCGGCUUGACCCACCGAGAAUUGUGGCAAGCUAUGGAAGUUCUAUCUCUGCAACAUGCAGCACAGAUGUUGCAGACUACUUGAUUAUGGAUUGGGAGGCACCAAUAGGAACGAGCGAAAAAACAGGACCUAAGAUGGUCACCUGGAUAGUGGGGAAUCUGACAGAAUGGAACAUGAAACCACUUUGCUACAUCAGCGUUAAUACAGACGGUCCAGAAAAACUCCUACUCAGCCUGACUGUAUACAAGAUUCCUGACGGCGUGUGGGUCAGCAUUGUGGGUCACACUGGACCGAUGAUUGAGGGCCGACAUUAUGAUCUCCAGUGUGAUAUUCAGAACGUCGCUCCUGUUGGGAAUGUCAUUGUGAAGUGGUUUAAAGGAGACACUCUAGUGGGAAAUACAACCUUUAGUGAAUCCAGCAAAACUCCAGAGAAUCUGUUAACUACACUCCAGAUCUCCCCCAACAGAAAUGAUAAUGGAGUUCAGUACAGGUGUGAGGCAGAACUGGAUCUGGGACCAGAUGGACCUCAACCUCCUCCUGCAGUGAUGUCAGAUCCCCUCACCACUACUGUACACUAUGGACCAGAAAUUUCGUGCUCAGGCAAUGUUACAGCAAUACAUAAUGAAGAGUUUACGCCCAACUGCACUGUACAGGGUCAUCCAACACCUAAAAUUACUUGGUACAAGGAAGGUGUAACAGUGUUGUUUCCUAAAAUAAUGGACAUUAAUGAUGCUGGACAGUAUAUUUUAAAUGCAAGCAGUUACACCCAUGCCAUCCACCCAGUGGAAAUUCAGGUGUUGUAUGCACCGUUUGAAAUUAAGGAGUUGGAGAAAACUACUAUAAAUCAGAAUUAUGACGGGGUGCUAAAGUGCUCUUCCGUCUCCAAGCCUCGCCCACAAUACAAUUGGACAUACCCGCCAGCAGCCAACGUGAGGGUUGUGAACGUAGAUGGAGUAUCUCUGCUACACCUAGAUUACAUCACGAGAAACAACACUGGAAAUUACACCUGCACUGCCUACAAUUUUCUUGGAGAAACGUCACAAUCUGUCCGAGUUGAGAUGGGAGCCACUCAGACAAGCAGCGCGUCCAUCACUACUGUGAAUCACUCUGGACCGAUGAUUGAGGGAACCCAGUAUGAGCUCCAGUGUGAUGUUCAGUAUGUUGCUCCUGUUCAGCACAUUACAGUACACUGGUACAAAGGAACGACUCGGCUGAACUCUCAGAGCUUCAAUCUCUCGCAGACUGGGAACAAAUAUCAGACAAACCUGUUUUCUACACUCCGAGUCUUCAGCAACAGGACUGACAAUGGAGCUCAGUACAAGUGCGUGGCAGAACUCACACCAAAGGCAGAUGGACGUCACAGGAUCAGCGUUACUUCAGAACCUCUCAAUAUUACUGUACACUACAAGCCUGUUAUCAACAUAGAGAAAUUGCCGUCAGUUGUGCCAGUGUUCCGGGGCUAUCAAGAGGUGCUUGUCUGUGAGGCCGAGGGUUAUCCAGCACCCACUAUCAUUUGGACCUUCAAAUCCCAUAUGGUUAUGGGAGAAAACUACACUAUAGAGGAAGCUACAAACGAGAAUGUUGGUCUCUACACCUGCACUGCAAACAAUUCUGUUAAUACCACCAUCAUAGUGGUGAAAGUGAUCUUAAAAGAGGACUACCUGCCCCUGAUUGCAGGUUUUGUUGCACUUGUGGUGGUGAUCACUUCAGUCUUCUUCAUCGUCAUCUACUCCAUCUACUACAAAAACACCAAGAUGGGCCGCUACAUGGUGGAGGGCGCCAAGCCCAACGCUCAGAACGGAAACGUGGCACAGAACGGCAAAGACAGCGCAAUACCCAUGAAGAAACUCUCACAGUACAGCAUCUCUCUAUAGGACGUGCCUGCUGCUUUCUUUCUAGUGUGUUUGGACUCCUGCCACUAAGUGCGACUUAUUCUUGACAUGUCCUCCUACGGAUUAGAAGGACUGGAGUGCCCUGGAACUCUGCAGAUCCUCACUGGGAAUUUGGCUUUUCCAGCUGAGGUGAAACCGCUGAGUUAUUCGCUGAGCCAUGCUCUUUUUACAGCUUUUAGCCACCAGCUUGUUCAUCUUCAUACCAAACCUGCAGUCACAUUAACUCGAAUGUUCACUCGUGAGCCCACUUUAUGUGACUGAAACUACUGAUGAACUAUAGCAGAUUUAAAGGCACUAAUGUUAAGAUUGUAGAGUUUUCUAUGUUUUUAUUUUCACCAACAUCUUUUAUAAUGAACCACUAGAUCCCAAAACUGCUGAACUGAGUACUGUGAGCUGCCAUGUUUUAUAGUCCUUUUAUACUUUUUUUUACUAAUAUAAUGGGCCACACUGAGUUUCUCAGACAGGGAUUAAGCCUAGACUGUAACCAGUUGUAUUUUUCUACACUAAAAUCAUACAGUAAAUAGCGAUGUUCCAUUGUAAAGCUGUUAAAAGGGAUGCAUCUUGGGAUUUCCUUUGAAUACAGCUUUCAACUGUAUAUUUAAGGGAAAAAACGUGAGUUUAAUAAAGCAUUUUAGGUUAUUUACAGUAAGUUCAAGGGUAAGUGCUAGUCAUGGUUAGCAGCGCUAGCCAGCCGCAGUUAGGAGUGCUAGCCAGUCGCUGUUAGCAAUGCUAGUCAGCCCCGGUUAGCAGUGCUAUUCAACCACAAUUAGCAGCGCUAGCCUGUUGCAGUUAGCAAUGCUAGUCAGCCCCGGUUAGCAGUGCUAUUCAACCACAAUUAGCAGCGCUAGCCUGUUGCGGUUAGCAGUGCUAGUCAGCCCCGGUUAGCAGUGCUAGUCAGCCGCAAUUAGCAGCCCUAGCCAGCCAUGGUUAGCAGUGCUAGUCAGCCCCGGUUAGCAGUGCUAGUCAGCCCCGGUUAGCAGUGCUAGUCAGCCCCGGUUAGCAGUGCUAUUCAACCACAAUAAGCAGCGCUAGCCAGUCACGGUUAGCAAUGCCAUUUAACCACAAUUAGCAGCCCUAACCAGCCGUGGGUAGUAGCGCUAGUCAGCCCCAGUUAGCAGAUAGCUAACCGAUAACGAUAGACAGAGGAACUUUAAGUGUUUCAGUAACCCAGGGUGCUAUCAGCUAGCAGUGAACGCUACAAAGACUACAUUCCGAUAUACUCACCUGUGAACGGUGAAAGAGCUAGCGCUGUGGUUCGCAGCUAAUGCUAAUGCUGCUUCACCCAGCCUUAGUGCUGGAGAAAGAGUACACUGAAAAUGUACUCUUAUAAUGCUGUGGCUUAUACAUGUGGCUUUAUUGCUCUUUAAUACCUGACUGAUAGAAUUAAUACAUAAAGUGCACAAGAUUAUAAAGUGCAGUGUCAAUUUUUGGGAAAAUUAAAGAAAUGUAUGUGUGCCUUAUAGUCUGAAAAAUACGGUAUGCCAAAACCUACUCUGAAGCUGUAAUACUCUGUAAUUCAGUGAAUGCAAUAAUGUAAUACAGUGAAUUACUACAUUAAUGGUAUAUUUUUGCCAUUUUUGCCACGAAAAAACUCAAAAUGCUUUGUAGGCCAAGACUACGCUUAACCCUCUGGGAAAAGUCUGGGAAGCUGCCCCUAAAAGUCCUAGUUAGCACACUGAUUAUGUAUGAAGAUGUUUGAAGGAAUAUUUAUUCACACCUUUUGUAUAAAAUUUUCUUUUCUUUUUCUUAAGUUAUGCAGAAUUGUUGUACAUAUGUAAAAAAAGAAACUUUUUGAAUUUUCAGUUUAGAAUUACCAAAGUAAAUGGCGCUUCAGUAAAUGCUGUACAGUGUUUCUCAUUAGACAUCAGUGUGCCACAUCCUUAAGAAAAUAGCCUAACUCACUUAGUACCCAUUUCCUGUUUUUUCCCCCUGUUUUUGUUUUCUCAGCUUUGAAUGUAGAUUGUUGCAAUAAGUGUUAACAUGAAUUUGUAAAUGGAAUUUCCUGUGCCACAUACGCCUUCCGCCCUUGCACUAUAUAUGAGAUAUAUAUUUUGUUAUUUGUAAAUGCUAUGCAUAUAAAGCUUUUUAUAUGAUGUUUUCA